Molecule: messenger RNA, 1835 nt
Organism: Panthera uncia (snow leopard)
Lineage: Eukaryota; Metazoa; Chordata; Mammalia; Carnivora; Felidae
Product: acyl-coenzyme A synthetase ACSM4, mitochondrial-like
Exons: 11
Coding region: 11-1351 (446 amino acids)
Biological process (GO): acyl-CoA metabolic process; fatty acid biosynthetic process
Cellular component (GO): mitochondrial matrix
Molecular function (GO): fatty acid ligase activity; fatty-acyl-CoA synthase activity
Source: RefSeq, a predicted model, not a curated record
UUCAGCCACUAUGUUGGGAUCCAUAUUUUACAGAUCUGCCUCUGAAGAGCACAGCUGUGUAGAAACAGGAAGUCAAGAACCAGUGGCCAUUUAUUUCACCAGUGGGACCACAGGUGCUCCCAAGAUGGCCCAGCACUCUCAGAGCAGCCUUGGAAUUGGGUACACCCUUUGUGGAAGGAUUCUGAAGAAGUUCUCUAACAAAAUAACAAAAACACCAGUUUGUUUGCUUUCCUGUUUUGUUUUUGUUUGUUUUGCUUUUUGUUUUGUGGGAUUUCUUUCUUUCUUUAGCUUUGUUUGGGGUUUUUGGUUUUUUUGUUUGUUUGUUUUGUUUUGUUUUGUUUUUUGGUCUUGUUGCUUCUCCAUAUCACUUAGGUAUUGGCUAGACCUGAAGUCCUCAGAUAUCAUAUGGAACAUGUCUGACACUGGCUGGAUCAAGGCUGCCAUUGGCAGUGUGUUUUCAUCCUGGCUUCAGGGAGCGUGUGUCUUUGUACAUCGGAUGGCCCAGUUUGACACUGACACUUUCUUAGAUACGCUCACCACUUAUCCCAUCACGACCCUGUGCAGCGCUCCCACCGUGUACCGGAUGCUUGUGCAAAAAGACCUUAAGAGAUAUAAAUUCAAGAAGCUACGGCACUGCUUGACAGGAGGGGAGCCACUCAACCCCGAGGUGCUGGAACAGUGGAAGGCACAAACUGGACUGGAACUGUAUGAGGGCUACGGACAGACAGAAGUGGGAAUAAUUUGUGCCAAUCAGAAAGGACAAGAAAUUAAACCGGGCUCAAUGGGCAAAGGAGUACAACCCUAUGAUGUCCAGAUUAUAGAUGAAAAUGGCAACGUCCUACCACCUGGCAAAGAAGGGGAAAUUGCCCUCAGACUACAGACUACACGGCCUUUCUGUUUCUUCUCUGAAUAUGUGGACAAUCCAGAGAAAACUGCUGCCACGAUAAGAGGGAAUUUUUAUGUCACUGGAGACAGAGGAGUGAUGGACAGUGAUGGGUUUUUCUGGUUUGUUGGUAGAGCUGAUGAUGUCAUCAUAUCCUCUGGGUACCGUAUUGGGCCAUUUGAAGUGGAGAGUGCACUAAUCGAGCACCCAGCAGUUGUUGAAUCAGCUGUUGUCAGUAGUCCAGAUCCAAUCAGAGGAGAGGUAGUGAAAGCUUUUGUUGUCUUAUCUGCACCCUUUAAAUCAUCCAACCCAGAGAAAUUAACUCUUGAACUUCAGGAUCAUGUGAAAAAAUCAACUGCACCUUACAAAUAUCCAAGAAAGGUGGAAUUUGUUCCAGAACUCCCAAAGACAAUCACUGGGAAAAUCAAACGCAACGUUUUGAGAGACCAUGAAUGGGGUAGAACAUAGCCUGAUAAGAGAUGAUGGCAUUAAGUUGUUAAUAGGGCUGCUUUUAGUCCUUGCUUCCUAACAAUUUAGUGAUUAGUCUCUUAAAAUGCUGAAGAUUUUUCCUGGUUGAAAAACUCAAUUUUUUGUUUUGCAAUUAGCCAAAAAAUAAAUGAAAAUCUAAAAACAUUUGGGAAGAAAACUGUUAUAAUGACCAAACUGACAAAGGCAAUGAUUUUAAUGAUUUGCAAGGGUUUAAAAUAGCAAAUAAUUACUUAGAAAAGCACAGUGGACAUUGAAUUAUCUUGUGAAUGAUUAAGCCAAAAUAAAGAUUAGAACUAUUCUAAAAGUUCAAGACUGAAUUUCUUCAAGGUGCCUGGGUGGUUCAGUUGGUUGAGCAUCCAACUUCGGCUCAGGUCAUGGUCUUGCAGUUAGUUCUAGCCCCACAUUGGGCUCUCUGCUGUCAAUGUGGAGCCCACUUUGAUCCUCUGUCCCCCAUUCUCUCUGC